UUCAAGGUUGCACAAGAGUUCGCUGUUGCUGCUGUUGUUGCUGAAUGAAAACUUCUCUGUGCUGCUUAUGGACGGAAUUUUCUUCUCCGUAUAAUCAACAGAAAAAAAGUGGAUUAUUGAUUAUUUACAGUUUUGAUAGAUUUGCAGUACAAUUUGUGAAUUCACUACUUGAAUUCAGUAACAUUGAUGACGAAUGCGUGAAUGAGUGAUUAACUGGUCUACGUGCAGUCAACAAACAAUAGUGACAAUGUAGUCUGUCUGUUCAUAAAUAAUAUUCAAUUAGGAUCACUCGUAAAGGGUGCAAAAUCAAUCAUCCGUGAAGGCAACUAUAUACAGGUCUAAUCUGAUUUAUUUCGUCUGAUUGGUGGUAUGUUAGGAGUGAAACAGAAGGUCGUUCAUAGAGUUCGACAUUAUAGCUGUCCGCAUAAAUCCCAAGUGAAAAGUGAGAGUGUGAGGCUUUGUCCCUCCUAGCAGCAAGAGCAAUGAACGUUGAACUGAAUCGGGUUCGCACCUACCGCAGAUGGGAAGACACAGAAUGGAUAAUGGAAAACUCGUUCGAGGUACUGGCCAAGGCUGGAUUCUACGCAACCGAACAAUUCCUGCACGUCAAGUGCCACUUCUGUGGAGUUACCAUUUUCGUGGGAAUUUCUGUGUCCAACGUUGAAGACAAACAUCGUGAAUUGAAUCCCAACUGCGCAUUUUUGCUGCACCCCGAUCGGACGGAUAAUGUGCGCUACUUCGAUGCGGUAGAACUGACUCGCGAAGAAUGUCGCCUGGCAACGUUCGUAAACUGGCCCGUGCCACACAUUAGUCCCAACUCGCUGGCCAAAGCCGGAUUCUACUACACGUACAAUGCUGAUCAGGUAAAAUGUGCCUGGUGUGAAGGAGUCAUCGGCCAAUGGGAAGUAGGUGAUGAUCCAUUUGCCGAGCAUCAGAAGUUUUUCCCAAGGUGUGAAAAAGUGAUUGCGAAUAGCAUUAGUUCGAAUCCUGUUCUGGAUCCUAGUAUCGGAAUACAGCCCGUCAAGACACCCUUUGCUGCACAGUUCAGUUCGUUAGACUCGCGAAUUCGGUCAUUUGAAAACUGGACUACUGGACUCGUCCAAGAUCCAGAGCGCCUAGCUCAAGCUGGUUUCUACUAUUUAGGCCGAGCAGAUGAGGUUCAUUGUUUCUACUGUGAUGGCGGAUUACGCUUCUGGUUGGCUGAUGAUGAUCCGUGGUUCGAGCAUGCAAGAUGCUUCCCAAAGUGCCAGUUUGUGCAGCUGGUGAAAGGACAGUUGUUUAUCGAAAACGUUCAAAGUCAGAUAAAAAAUGCCAGCACAAGUCAGCAGCAACUACAACAACAAAUGCAACCUGGUGGACAAAUCGUGGCAACUAUGAACCUCGAGGAAGCACUUGCUACCGAACCUGUUCAAUUGGCAUUAUCUAUGGGACUGAACGCAGGUCGCAUACGGGCUGUUACUAAACGGCGGCUGGAAACAACUGGUCAGCCGUACACCGAUUCUCAAACACUGAUUGAAGCAGUCCUGGAUGGUCAAAUACAAGACGAAGAACUUGAACCUACGACGUCUUCUAGAAUGGACCGUCGCAUAGAGAGCGAAGUGUCACGUCUUCUGUGGACCGCAAUAUCUUCCACGGCAGGGCCUAACUUGUCAUCUUUUAGUUCAACUUUCUCCACACCUUCGCCUUCCUCAGAUCCUGCUACUUCGGGCGUUGCUGCAGAUGAAGGAAGGCUUGUCGCUGAUUCCAACCCUAUAUCAUCACCCCCUACCUCUAGCUCAGUCAACGACAGCUCAUCUGCUUUAGAUCGCCUGAAUGUACCUGAAUCUCUUGCGCAAAUGGCCGCUGCGGCCCGGCCAACUGGAGCCCCUGCGGACGAUAAAACCUUACGAUUAGAAGAGGAGAACAAACGACUGAAGGACGCUCGCGAAUGCAAAAUUUGCAUGGCAGAUGAGGUGGGCGUGGUGUUUUGCCCCUGUGGUCAUCUAGUAUCUUGUGUGCAGUGUGCACCAGCUGUAACAAAUUGCCCGGUCUGUCGAGCUGUGAUCAAAGGACGGGUGCGCACUUUCCUAUCGUAAAUAGGCACCACUUCUGCACACUGACCUUAUAGCACAUUUUAUCUGCGGUGGAUGGAUUUACAAUGCAGCAAAAACGAAGAAAAUAUGGACUUUGCAGUAUACUUGGUUUGCACUUGAGACAUUAUAAAAGAAACAUCACUACCAGAUCGGAAUGUGUAGAUACGUUGAGAUAAAACUUAUCGUAUUGUGGAACCUCACGGCGAUUCUACACAUAAAUGAGGUUUACUAACACGUUUGAUUAGAAUGAAUUAUCGUUUUUCCUGUCUGUAAUGUAUGCAUAGUAUUAAUGUUGAAGCAGAUUCGCAAAUACAAUAAAUUAUU
Ochlerotatus camptorhynchus is the source of this 2396-nucleotide messenger RNA. RefSeq names its product Death-associated inhibitor of apoptosis 2 (gene Diap2). The transcript is spliced from 4 exons. Gene Ontology annotation, cellular component: nucleus; cytoplasm. Gene Ontology annotation, molecular function: ubiquitin protein ligase activity; cysteine-type endopeptidase inhibitor activity involved in apoptotic process. The record is from RefSeq and is a predicted model, not a curated record. Gene Ontology annotation, biological process: positive regulation of protein ubiquitination; negative regulation of apoptotic process; regulation of cell cycle. NCBI's taxonomy places the organism in Eukaryota, Metazoa, Arthropoda, Insecta, Diptera, Culicidae. The coding region runs from base 483 to 2075 and encodes 530 amino acids.